AUGGGGAGAUUCUCAUUUCUUACGCUCUUUUUGUUCCUUACCGUCAAGGCAGCAAGCCAGAACCACACAGACCCUGGAAUAGAGACUUAUCCAACAGUCUUCAAAACUACAGGCUUCAACUCAACGGAGCAUGAAUUCGAUUUAGGAACUGUUCCACUUACUCAGUUAGGGCCUGGCGAGAUUGAUGAUCCUUGGAUCUCAAGACUUAUCGAUGGAUGUCCUCAGCGCUGUAGCGUCGUAGGUUCUGAUCCUGCCAACUGGACACUUCUAUACACCCAGCCAGCCCUCACGGAUUGCAAAUUGCCCCUACUGUUCGACCUUAACGUUCAAGGCACUGAGACCAGAUAUCCUAUAAUCCGCGCCUGCACAGCUAGCUCCGAAAAACCAAUACCCAAGCGUGCUGCCUCAUCCAUCCCCGUUACAAACAACUCAAACAAUAUCACAAAGAAUGCAACAGCUGAGACUCAGGAUUUAAUGCCCAAUACUAUGAAGCCCGUCUCCUCAUCCAUAUGUGGUGCAAAAGGGGCCAUUAUAGAUGUCCUCUUCACCAUCAACCCAUCCAUUCUCAAGCCAGGGGAUGAUACUACCUCCGCUGUUAGCAUAUUGUCAUCCCACCUUGCCAAUAGUGCUUCUUGCGGUGAAAAAAUUCUUCUCGCUAAACUGGGCUCCGUGGUCGUUGGUCUAUAUAUUGGUGCGGAUGUCCAGAUUACUGCAGCUGCUAAAACUAUCAAUAAAUUCGGGUAA
Trichophyton benhamiae CBS 112371 is the source of this 744-nucleotide messenger RNA. RefSeq lists its product as uncharacterized. The coding region runs from base 1 to 744 and encodes 247 amino acids. The record is from RefSeq and is a predicted model, not a curated record. Lineage: Eukaryota; Fungi; Ascomycota; Eurotiomycetes; Onygenales; Arthrodermataceae. The transcript has a single exon.